UUGCCGAACUCAGAAGCAACACACAGAUUCCUCCUCACUCUCAGAGUCUCACUCACAGAAAAACCUCAGAAUAUCUCUUCCACUCUCUCUCACACACGCUCACGAACUCACGGAACGGGAUACUGAAAAGCCACGAGAUUGAUUAUGGCUGAAGCCGACGGAGGAGGGGACGCCAAAGCACCGUUAAGCUCUUCCAUCCCUUCCGGAAAGGACACCACCUGGUUUGAUGUCUCGUCUCUCCUCCAUCGUGCCUGCCACGAUCUUCGAAAUGAUGAACUCAUCAAUGGGGAGAAUUUCAAUCUGUUUGCUGCCAUGUCAGCUUUAGAGAUAAUGGACCCAAAGAUGGAUUCAGGCAUUGUAUCGACUUAUUAUUCUGUUGAUGAAGCCAUUGAGAAUGGUGCUGCUCCUAUUCCACUGAGCUUUGAUAGAACAAGUGAUGUUCAAUGUGUUAUUGAUAUAAUGGACCAUUUUCUUGCUUGUGAGGCAACAUGGCAUAAAGGAGGUUCGUUAGCGCAAACAGUGUUUUCUUGCAUCUACCUCUUGAGGCCUGAGAGAACAUCAUCUCAUGCCCUGCUGCAUUCUUUCUGCAGAGUUAUACGUGCUACUUGCAGUGCUCUUGUUUCAGCUGUUUCAGAGGCACGCACAAAUGAAGAAGAAGAUAUUUUCACCAUGGCUUAUGGUCUACCAUUGAAGGUCAAUGGAGAUGAAAAAUGUUUAUCAAUGAUACAUGCAGUGGAUGAAACACUUUGUCGACAACUGAAGGCAUGUAAAGCACCAGUGUCGAAAAAGACGGUUCUCGAAGAUGUAGAGCCCCUGCAAACUCAUCUCGAUCUUGAAGAAGGCUUUUGCAAAGCAGUUUUGUGCCGCAUACGUUUUCGUAAGCACUUUUACCAUGUACUGACAUGCUUGAGGAAACCCCAAGGAAGAGGCUUGGAGUUAGCAAAGAAACAUAUUAUUUCCUGCUUAUCUGAGCUAGAUUCCAUGCUUAGAACUGAGGAAUUUCUGAGAGACAACUCUGCAUGUGGAACUGUCGAAAAUGAAGAUGAGAAAACAACUGCCUCGGGUUGUCAACCAGUUGGUUUCGAUUCUACAUUAAACAGCAGGUCAGCAGCCCCAACUCCACCCCGUGCAAUUAAACUACUAAGCUGGAAAAAGGCAGUUGAUUAUUUCAGGAAGCUUCUGCAUGAUCUAGAUGUUAUAUGUUCCUACUCAUUGGAUCCUGUUUUUGAAGGUGCCCUGCGCUUUGUGGUUGAUGUGCAGAAGUUUCAACCAGAUUUGGUUGCUCGAGCUCAUAUGCAGCUUCUGCUGGUACAAGAUGGGAAGCUUUAUGGACGGGAAUCUUUAUUUGCUGUCAUAUGCAAGGCUGCCCUAUUACCUGAAGGCGCAAGGAAUCAUGAUAUCCAGAAGAAUGAGAGUGUUCAACAACUAGGGCAGUUACUUACCACUUUGUUCCGAGUCCUAUGUACAAACACUGCAUGGCAGAGGCGUAAACUAGGGAAGAUCUUACAGGAUUGGCGAAUAAUAUAUGUACAGCUUGAGUUGGCUUUUAGAAAGGAGUUUGGGGAGACUGCAAGCACUUCAGUUGAACAGGACUUGUUGUUAAAGGUCUGCAAACAUAUCCUCAUUUGGGUAGAGGAGCAAACAUACUGGAUAGCUUUACGUUUCCUUAUGCUUGGCUUUGAAUUAGAGCUAUAUUCAACUGAUGAAUAUUGCAUGGUAUAUUGGUACAUUUAUGUCAUCCUGAUCAAGCUAGCCGAGAAAACUCAUCUCAAAAUAAUGCUGAGCAACGAUUCUAGCCGACGGAAAUCAAAAAAGAAGAAAGAUUUUGUAAAGGAUGUUGGCAAAGACUAUCAAGUUCCACCUGUGGUCCUGUUCCUUCAGUGCUACAUACAUGUUUCGCAAGGUCUUAUGAUGGUAAUUAUCCUCUUGUAG
Molecule: messenger RNA, 1932 nt
Organism: Salvia hispanica
Lineage: Eukaryota; Viridiplantae; Streptophyta; Magnoliopsida; Lamiales; Lamiaceae
Source: RefSeq, a predicted model, not a curated record